This is a messenger RNA of Trichoplax adhaerens, 918 nucleotides long. RefSeq lists its product as uncharacterized. NCBI's taxonomy places the organism in Eukaryota, Metazoa, Placozoa, Uniplacotomia, Trichoplacea, Trichoplacidae. The transcript is spliced from 2 exons. The record is from RefSeq and is a predicted model, not a curated record. Gene Ontology annotation, biological process: S-adenosylmethionine biosynthetic process. Gene Ontology annotation, molecular function: methionine adenosyltransferase regulator activity. Bases 1 to 918 code for a protein of 305 amino acids. Gene Ontology annotation, cellular component: methionine adenosyltransferase complex.
AUGAGAGAUGAUCAAAGAAAGAAAGUACUUAUUACGGGUGCUUCGGGAUUAUUGGGCCGAGCUAUCCUAAAGGAGUUUGAAGUGGAUGGCAGCUGGGAAUGCGUGGGUCUUGCAUUCACUCGAGCUAAAGGAAACCUGCGCAAGGUCGAUCUAAAAGACGUAGGUGCUGUUAGAGCUCUAGUUAGUGAAUUUCGCCCCACGGUUAUUAUUCAUUCUGCUGCAGAACGACGUCCUGAUGUGGUAGAACAGCAAUUAGAGGCUUCUAGGCAACUUAAUGUUGUUGUCAGUCAAAAUUUAGCCUCUAUUGCCAAAGAAUUUAACUGUUUCUUACUCUAUAUUAGUACCAAUGGUGUCUUUGAUGGAAAGAGUCCCCCUUACAAGCCUAGUGAUGUACCAAAUCCCUCAAACAGUUACUGCAUUUUCAAGUUUGAAGGUGAAAAAGCUACUCUACAAACCCUGCCUAAAAGUAGCGGAGUGCUGCGAGUGCCGUAUCUUUAUGGACAAGUUGAAAACUUAGCUGAAUGCUCGUGCACGGCUCUUUUUCAGGCAGUUCUCAAUAAUACUAAAUCAAAAAGUGUCACUGACUAUGGUAUGCGUUAUCCAACCCUCGUCGAUGAUAUUGCGAUCGUUAUAAGACAAAUCUGUGAGAAGGCGCUAUCAGAAAAUGAUUUUCGUGGUAUAUGGCAUUGGAGUGGAUCUGAAGCUCUAACAAAGUAUCAGAUGACCAAAAUUAUGGCUGAAGUAUUUAAUUUAGAUUUCAGUCAUAUCAAGCCAGCCAGCGAGCCUCCAACGGGAGCGAAAAGAUCUAAUAACAGUCAGUUAGAUUGUUCUGAUUUAAUGAAACUAAACUUCGGUAGACAUACGCCUUUUCGGGUAGGCAUACAGGAAUGUCUCCGUAAUUUUGUAAACGUUAGUUAA